Microplitis mediator is the source of this 722-nucleotide messenger RNA. Its product is annotated as putative gustatory receptor 28a. The record is from RefSeq and is a predicted model, not a curated record. Gene Ontology annotation, biological process: sensory perception of taste. NCBI's taxonomy places the organism in Eukaryota, Metazoa, Arthropoda, Insecta, Hymenoptera, Braconidae. The coding region runs from base 3 to 680 and encodes 225 amino acids. Gene Ontology annotation, cellular component: axon; membrane; dendrite. The transcript has 4 exons.
CAAUGUUGCCAAAUAUAUUCGAUUUUGUUAUCUGUUUGCAUAUUUUUCAAUAUGCGCUCAUAUUAGCGAUAAUUAAAAUAAAAUAUGAAAACCUGUAUUCAAAAUUAUCAGAGCUUACGGAGAUUUACAAUGGGCUUCAAGUUUAUACGACGGUAAUUACUGGAAAAAAUAAGUACAGUAGAACAUUGCUACAGUUGACAACGAUUCGUCGUAACUAUGCGGUUCUUUCCGAUAUAUGUGAUGAUAUUUCCCAAUUAUAUGGAGUUUCAAUUCUUUUUUCACUAACUUAUGCUUUUGGAAUAAUUGUCUACUACUCAUACUUGGCAAUAUCGAACAGUAUUAUCGAUAUACAUGAAAAAUCUUUCAUUUAUACAAUCGAUGCUGUAUUACCACUUAUCGGAGCCGUACUUGCUGUCACUGCUAUUUGUGUUCUGGCGAAUGAUGUGAUAGCUCAGAUGAGAAAAGUCAUAGAUGUUAUCUAUCAGCUUUUAAAUGUUCGUAAUUUCCAUCGAGAAAUUAAAACAGAGUUGGAAAUUUUUGCGCUUGAGGUAUCACACCGGGAGAUAUCAUUUCAGGCUUGCAGUAUGUUUUCGAUAGAUUGUGGACUUUUGGGAUCGAUAUUUAGUGUAACUGCAACAUAUCUUAUUCUUCUAUUACAAUUCUAUGGUUCAAGUAAAUAAUUGAAAUUGUUGUGGCAGUUGUUACUUGGACAGUAACAUUUU